Molecule: messenger RNA, 774 nt
Organism: Lachancea thermotolerans CBS 6340
Lineage: Eukaryota; Fungi; Ascomycota; Saccharomycetes; Saccharomycetales; Saccharomycetaceae
Gene: MDE1
Product: methylthioribulose 1-phosphate dehydratase MDE1
Exons: 1
Coding region: 1-774 (257 amino acids)
Cellular component (GO): cytoplasm
Molecular function (GO): methylthioribulose 1-phosphate dehydratase activity; metal ion binding
Source: RefSeq, a predicted model, not a curated record
AUGGCAUCAUGCUUUUGCAAUAAAGUGGACGUGACAGAGGGUACGCAUGGUACGAGCUCCUCAGAUGAUGCACUAGUUUCAUCCCAGGACCCACGCCAUCCCGCGAACCUGAUCUGCACGCUGUGCAAGAUGUUCUACUACAACAACUGGGUCACGGGCACAGGCGGAGGGAUCUCAAUUAAGCACUCCAAGACAGGUCACAUCUACAUCGCACCAUCUGGCGUCCAGAAGGAACAGCUAAAGCCAGCAGACAUGUUUGUGAUGGACCCUGCAAGCGGUUCAUAUUUGCGCACCCCACAACUAUACAAGCCUAGCGCUUGCACGCCACUCUUCAUGUCGUGCUACAAACAGCGCGACGCGGGCGCUGUGAUCCACACGCAUUCCCAGCACGCCGUCAUGUGCUCUCUGAUCUUUGAUAAGGAGCUUCGUAUCGCCAAUAUUGAGCAGAUCAAAGCGAUCCCGAGCGGCAAGAAAGACGCCAAAACAGGCAAGGACAUCAAUUUGUCGUUUUUCGACACGCUCGUGAUUCCCAUUAUCGACAAUACAGCGCACGAGGAGGACCUAACCGAGGGUCUGCAGGAGGCUCUCCAGAAAUACCCCAACACGACCGCAGUCAUCGUGAGAAGACACGGUAUUUACGUGUGGGGCCCUAGCGUCGACAAAGCCAAAGUGUACAACGAGGCUAUCGACUAUUUGAUGGAGGUGGCUUGGAAGAUGCACCAGCUGGGCAUUCCGCCCGACUGUGGCAUUGGAGAAGAGAAAAAGUAUUUGUAA